Dunckerocampus dactyliophorus (ringed pipefish) is the source of this 2297-nucleotide messenger RNA. It is a transcript of the gene tmem182a, whose product is annotated as transmembrane protein 182a. The record is from RefSeq and is a predicted model, not a curated record. The transcript has 5 exons. Bases 4 to 729 code for a protein of 241 amino acids. Gene Ontology annotation, cellular component: membrane. NCBI's taxonomy places the organism in Eukaryota, Metazoa, Chordata, Actinopteri, Syngnathiformes, Syngnathidae.
GCCAUGAAGCUAAGCGUGGCGUUGUUUUUUGCAGGACUUUUUGGGGCCCUGGCAGUCGUCUUUGUCCUCCUCUCGUUUGGAACAGAUUACUGGCUGCUGGCCGCGGAGAACUGUGAUCCUAAGACUGACACCACGUUAGAGCCUGGAGACACAACAGUGCAGAAUGCCACUAGUGAGGUCACCCUGUACCACGAGGGCUUCUUCUGGAGGUGUUCCUUUGGGGGCAACGCGCAGGAUGAUGACCUGCUAUGGAAGCUUUGGUUCACCAACCAGCCACACUUCAAAGUAUGCAUGCACUCCUACCUCUUCCCAUUCCCGGUGUCCCAUCACACCCACAACGCCACAGCUUAUGAAUCUGCCAUAAUCUACAGAGGCUUCUGGAGCAUCUUCAUGCUCAUUGGCGUGGCAGCUGUGAUUCUUGGCGGCUUCAUCAUCAUCUGCGCAGCUCCCUUUGCCAACCACUGCUUGUACAAAACGGGUGGUGGCCUCUUCCUGGCAUCAGGUUUCUUCCUGCUGUGCGUGGUGGUGAUGUUCGUGCUUUGGAUUGAGAUGCUGGACGUGGUGGAUGUCUACCUGGAAUACCAGCGCACCGUCGUGUGUUCAAACUUUCACUUGACCCUCAACUAUGGCCUCUCCUUCAUGUUUGCUCCUGUUGGCAUCUUCUUCUCUCUCCUGGCUGGCCUCCUCUUCCUCCUCAUUGGCCGAACCAUUAAGAUCCACUACCACUAACUGAAAUCAUAAGGGAAACACACAUGGAGAUGUUAAAGUCUUCGAGGACACCAUUAGAUGUGUUGUUUGAGCAAUGCUAUACCGUAUGUACCAUAUGCUGGACUAGUGUACUGUAAAUGCUCUAACCGCCGCCGGGGUGUUUAUUUAACUAAACUGCAAAGAGAAUAAAGCAUUUUUAGAUGCAGGCGAUAAAACAAAACUCAUUCUGCGUAACAACUUAAUUUUUCAACUUUAAUAAUGAUUUGGUGCUCAGUGACCACGUGAUCAUUUAUUAUUACCAAUGCUGUAAUAAUUCGUUUAUUGUAAACACCAGUACAGCAAGUGUAACAAGCAUAGUAUAAAAAUUACAGACACACCUUCUAAUGUCAUUAGAGAGCCCUUCUGUUAUGAUACACUCUGCGACUACAGGAGACUAUGUGGUUAUUGAAAUUGAGGCAUUCAUUUGAGCAUUUACGGUAACUAGAAUUUCACUCAAGAGCAAUAGCAAGCAUUCACUAAUGUUGAGGCUGCUUCCUGGUUCAUGGAAGGUGACUAACAGGCGGCGGUAUGAAUGCAUUAUGAAUUCACCUUAACCCAGAUCCUCACCAAAAUGCAGUGGCCUCGCUCUGUUCAUAAAAAAUAUUUAUAUUUUUUCCUGCUGCUGUAACAAAAAAAAGUCACAACAAGAACUCUAGAGGUGGCCCAAGACUUUUGCACAGUACCGCAUCAGUCAUCAUCGCACCCUACAAUAACUGAUAACUAAUGACUGCAUCUAAAUGUAACCGCCGGUGUUUUCCUCUGCGUUGUGUCAGGUUUGCUUGAUGACGCACACCAGAGUUGCUUCGCAGUUGCACUCUUUUAUUGCAGUACCUGCCGAAAUCAGCACAAACAACGAUCCUAGACCCAAACUCAUUGUGGGGGGGCGUCACAUUGAUUAGUGUAGCUGUCAUUAACAUUCCACAUAGUUACACAGCAGAAAGGAGAAUACAUCGGGUAUUUUUCAAACUCACGUAUUUUGUGUAAUUAUAUCAAAUGAAUAACAUCACAAUGCAAUACCACAACGACAUUACAACAUUUGUAAAAGGGCUAAAACCCCGUUACAUUACAUUAGUCUCAAUAUUAGCAUGUGUGUGUGUGUUUUUAUAUUCUAUAACGGAACUAGCAAAGUCGAAUGUCUCAGAAGUGGUACAAUUAGGGAAAAAAGCAAAAUGUGCCUCAAAAGUCAAACAAAACUUUGGCGUUCCACGCAUCACCACGUCCAGUAACGCCUAUAUUGUGUUGGGCCCCCAUGGUGUCAGGAUGACUCUGCAAACACUCUCCCUCCCCAUUAGUCAGGCAUCUUCAAAGGGUGAGUGGUUUUACUUUUGGUUUUAUUUAACGUUUGAUAUGUAGUAGUUAACUAUCUUUGUUGUUCUGUCAUGUUAAAAAUGUUAAAAUGUACAGUUAAUAAAGGCUUUAUCACAGCUCACUUUACAGAAUUUCUUACAAGAAAAUGGUUGAAAACUUUGAAAAACCUGGAUGUAAAUCAGUAUUAAUUUAACAACAUGUACUGUAUAUUCCUGUGGUUAGCAUCUUUUCUCUGCAACCAU